AUGACGAGUGAACAAAAAUUUAUCAACUUAGUAACAAAAUUAACAGAAGACUUCAGUGUUCAUAAACGACAUUGCUUCAAAUUUGGAUCCAAGCAGCUGACCGAUAAAUUGGUGAGAUCGUUGGAGGGAACUAUAAAUAAAAUUACGAGGUCCAUUGAAUAUGUUAAAGAAUUCUCGAAAAGAGACAAAGCUGAAUGCUGUACCAGAAUGUUGGAAGAACUUGUUGAGGAAGUGAUGGAGGAUGAAAAACUUCUUUGUAAGAGUCAUUUUUUAAAAUUUCUUCAGUCCCAAUAUCGAGAGCUUCAAAUAUUGUUCCGGGGCUACGCAAGAGAAAAGCUAAAAGACGCGGAAAAGCUUGACAGAAAAAUUGGACAAUUCCCGGAGUACGCUCUCAAGACGCCGGAAUUUCCGCAACAUUUAACAUUACUGGGGAUUCUCGACGAAGAAGAGUUUUCUUCUCGUGAUAAAACAGUUUCGGAACGCAUUGAGUACUAUAAAAAGAAGAUACAGAAAUUGGUAGAUGAAAAGCGACACUUUGAAGCUGUUGAAAAAACCAGGCUCGAAACUUAUAUUACAAAUAGAAGAUCGAAAAAGAUGGCAACAAAUGCACCCCGAAUAAACGAAAAAAAAUUAUCUGAUGAUGAAUAUAGUGCGCUGUGUGAAAUAAAGUAUCUUCGUUCAACUCUGUCAUUUCUUCAGAAGCGCGUGAGGAGAAAAGCGCGAGUCCAGUACCCCUAUUAUCUAAUGUACGAGGAGAUAAUUGGAAAGUUACCGAAAUACGCGGAAAACUCCUCUGAAUUUCCGGUACAUCUCCAGUUUGAGGGAAUUUGGGACGAUCCUGAAGACACACACGACCGACAGACGUUGCAUCCCAUUCAGUAUUACAAGAAGAAAAUUCGCACCCUUGAAGAGCAGUACAUUUCAAAGCUAGACGAACUUAUGGACAAUCAAGGACAGCUUGCCAACGAAGUGAAGAAAGCUCUGCGUGUCGAGAGAGCCAAAGAGAACAAUUUUCUUAGAAAAGUUGAUUUUAAUGACUUCUGGCUGGAGAAACUUUCCCAGAAGAACAAAACUUCCGGGUACCUCGAUGAUCUUGAUUAA
Molecule: messenger RNA, 1101 nt
Organism: Cotesia congregata
Lineage: Eukaryota; Metazoa; Arthropoda; Insecta; Hymenoptera; Braconidae
Source: the annotation of a GenBank genome assembly